Messenger RNA from Alternaria metachromatica, 1359 nucleotides. RefSeq lists its product as uncharacterized. The record is from RefSeq and is a predicted model, not a curated record. The transcript is spliced from 4 exons. Gene Ontology annotation, molecular function: mannan endo-1,6-alpha-mannosidase activity. Lineage: Eukaryota; Fungi; Ascomycota; Dothideomycetes; Pleosporales; Pleosporaceae. The coding region runs from base 1 to 1359 and encodes 452 amino acids. Gene Ontology annotation, biological process: fungal-type cell wall biogenesis; carbohydrate catabolic process.
AUGAGACCUUCGAACCUUGUUUUUGCAGCAGUCGGCCUGCUUUCCUCAUUCGCCACUGCGCAGCUGGAGUUCAAUGUUGACGAUCCAGCCUCUAUUAAGGAUGCGACAAAAGUUGUUGCGGCGGGCUUAAGAGAAUGGUACACUGGCGACAAACCCGGUGAUGUACCUGGAAACUUGCCAGACCCAUACUACUGGUGGCUAUGCGGAGCCAUGAUGAACUCGUUCAUCGACUACUGGUACUACACCGGCGACGACACAUACAACAAGAUUGUACAGCAAGCGAUGGUGCACCAGAUCGGUAUCCCAAGAGCCUUUAUGCCAGAGAACCAGACAAAAACACUAGGAAACGACGAUCAGGCUUUCUGGGGAAUGGCUGCCAUGUCAGCAGCGGAAAACAAGCUUCCAGAUGUCGAAGGAGAAAUGUCGUGGUUGUCACUCGCCAUCGCCGUAUUCAACACACAGGUACCGCGUUGGAAUCCCGAAACAUGCGGCGGUGGACUCAACUGGCAAAUUUUCCGAUUUAACCCCGGAUUCGACUACAAGAACACAAUCUCCAACGGAUGCUUUUUCAACAUCGCAGCAAGGCUGGCAAAAUACACAGGCAACGAGACGUAUGUUGAGUGGGCCGAGAAGGCAUGGGAUUGGCAGUACAGUGUUGGUCUCAUCAGCACAGAUUACCAUUUCUUUGAUGGUACCAGCGAGAGACAAAACUGCACGGAAAAGAACCACAUCCAAUGGACCUACAACGCUGGAAUCCACAUGGCGGGUGCCGCAGCCUUGUGGAACAUGUCAGAAGAACGAGCAGGCAGAUGGCGAGAGCGCCUAGGCGGUGUUAUCAACGGUACCGACAUCUUCUUCAAUCAGCAAGGAGCCCCAGACGUCAUGAUCGAAAUGGCCUGCGAACGCAAUGGACUAUGCGACCACGAUCAACGAUCCUUCAAAGCCUACCUCGCCCGCUGGAUGGGCUGGUCGAUGCUAGCCGCUCCCUGGACCCGCGACCGCAUCAUGCCGAAACUCCGUGCCUCUGCCGUGGCAGCUGCGCAACAAUGUGGCCCCGGAAAAGGUGGUUGCGGUCUUAGGUGGUGGCAAGGUGGAAACGACAAGGAGGUGGGCGUUGGAGAGCAAAUGUCUGCAUUAGAGGUCAUGCAGAAUCUGCUUGUUGAUCAAGUCUCUGGUCCGGUUGGACUUGAUAAUGGUGGAAUCAGUGAGAACGAUCCUACUGCAGGAAGUGAUGUGGGACCUGUGCGUGUUGAGCAUGACUCUAUCACGACAGGGGACAAGGCCGGCGCUGCGAUUCUCACUCUCAUGGUAUUCGCGGUGUUCUUUGGUGGAGGCGCCUGGCUGAUUAUGAGCGAAUAG